This is a messenger RNA of Suillus subalutaceus, 3046 nucleotides long. RefSeq lists its product as uncharacterized. Lineage: Eukaryota; Fungi; Basidiomycota; Agaricomycetes; Boletales; Suillaceae. Gene Ontology annotation, molecular function: protein dimerization activity. The record is from RefSeq and is a predicted model, not a curated record. The transcript has 3 exons. The coding region runs from base 53 to 2929 and encodes 958 amino acids.
CGAACGUUGCCGCACGCGGUUACCCUUCUGCUCCCCCACCGGCAGUAGCACAAUGAAUAUGGAGGGUGAACUUCUCGUCGACGACGUUUCAAACGAUGAGCUCAGCUUGGAUAAAUCUGAUCUGCUCACCAUGCUCUUAAAUAAUCUAUCAGAUUCAGAAACCUCCUCAUCCCAAGCAUCUUCUCCACCAGACUGGUCUCAGCUUUCCUCUCUCUGGCCGCAACAGCCCUUAGACUUGAGUUCUGACCAGAACUCAAAAUUUCCUGAUCUUGGCGGUUCUUUCGAUUUCUCUUUCCCCAUGGACCUUGACCUCAAUGCUGCAUUGUCCAUGGCUGUCGACCCAAGUACACUGCAGUAUCACGGCACGUCUCCACAGACCAUGUUUGACGUGAACUCUCUUCGUAUCCAGCCCCAGGAUCUGCUUUCCUCAUUUCCGUUCACUUUCUCAUCACCCACCCUCAGCUCUGCCUCAGCUUCUUCCAGUUCGGCUGAUGAGAAAUCACCCCGGAUGAGCAUCUCAUCCGGUGCGUCCGUGUCUCCGGUCAUGGUACCGAUUAGCUCGGGUACAGACCCCUUCUCUGGGGUGAUUAUGCAGGCAAAAUUGCCCAUACCCCGGCUCAUAUCCUCUAUUCCGGCAUUGCCUUCCUCCAAACCACCAAAACACAAGCAGGAACCUCAACCUUACCUCUCGUCUUCGGCGUCAUCAUCUCCUUCCCCCGGGCCAACUACUCCCACUUCCGACUCUGGAUCAUCCGCACCUAACACUCAGAUAGCAGGCGCUGCUGUCGUUAGCCGCCCGAAGACUAGUCACACAACCAUUGAGCGCCGUUACCGUACAAAUCUUAACGCGCGCAUCCAGAGCCUCAAGGCCUCUGUCCCUGCUCUUCGCGUUCUAGACCAAAAUACUACACAAGAAGGUGAUGUUGUAGAUGAACGUGGAUACAUUGACGGUGUCAAAGUCGCGAGGAAAGGAAGCAAGGCCAAUGUACUCGGAAAGGCAGUCGAGUAUAUCCGCGUCUUGAAAAGGCGUGAGAUUAGGCUGAGGCGCGAGCAAGAAGGACUGCGUACCCUCAUCCUUGGAAUUCCCGGUGCUCAGCCUCUCCUUGCUGAAUGGGAUCAUGAAUGGGCCAAAAAAUUUGGAGGCCCAGAACGUGAUGAAAUCGACAAUGACGCCGAAGCCUACGAAGCAAGUGAUGAUGAAGAUGGCGAUGGCGAAGACGAGGGUGAUGACUCUGAGCGCGUCCGCAAGAAGCCCAAGUUAACAAAGGCGCCUGCAGCCAAGAAGGAUAAGCAGACCGCUGUUUCUGUUGCCGCUGUUGCGCCCACAUCGAUUCCCGAUGGUAUCCCCGGAGCAGUACCGGAGAAGCGCAAGCGAGGUCGACCCCGUAAGAUCCAACCUGGCGCUCCGCCCCCAAUUGUCGCUGCCGCACCUGUCUUGCUCAGCGACCCUGUUAGUGCGCCUGUACAGGGCGAUGUUACUAUGCAGGCACAGCCCCAGCAGUACCUUCUUGCUGUCUUUGCGCUGUUUUCGUUUUUUAACUCCCCUUUCACCUCAAUGGGUGCUUCGCAUCCUCACACACACCAAGGUUCGGUACUAUCCCACGUUACUGAUUCUACACCUGUUACUGCUGCUACGAUGUGGUCAUGGAGCAGCGCCAUACAAGCCAUCCACCUAUUCGCAUCUGUUCUGGUUCUGUUCACAAUCGUCGUCCCAUGGCUACCUCUUCCAGGAUAUGUUCAACGUGCCAAGAUUAUGCGCCUCAUACCCUUUAGUUAUCUGAUCAGCAGUCGAGCACUCACAGCUCACGAGGGGGCGGAGCUUCUCUCUCCCCCUCUCUCCCCUGAUAUCAGCGACUCAGAGUCAGAUGCGGAUUCGACUACUACUGAGAGAACCACACGCCAAGAGCGAGGUCCAUUGUCAAAUGUACUUGCUCAGAGCGGCUCCCAGGAUGAACGUGAUGCUCUCAUUGACGCACUAGGGUUGAGCACCGGUGCACUUGGAGCAGUCCGAAGCGUUUUCGUCAAGCGCAUGGUGAACAAGGCCUCUAACUCUGAACUUGAGCGUAGGGCAUGGGUUCGCCUAGCCGAGCUCGUUGCUCUUAACCCCACAUCAGCUCCAGCCCUUCUACGUCUUCAAGUCUAUCUGCAUCUUUCGUCCUUGUUAGGCGCGUCUGGCAAAACAACACAACACGCAAGUGAUCUGGCAACAUUGGCACUCCUUGCCCAUUCACUCCCAGUAUUCUACGUAAAGGAUCGUUCGCAGAGGUUAUGGAACCGUGCUCGUGCCGGGUUGGUUCGCCCUUACGAGCGGUUAGUGCUAGAAACGCUAUCCCUUGAGGAAGCCGCUCAGACACUUACGUCCUCACUUCCCACCACACCCCUAACGCCACUCGGUGCCCUCGCCACGACCCUCCUCCGCCAACGUCUCCAUUCCCACACAUCCGAACUUUUCGUGCAAACCGUCACCCGUUCCCACGGCGGUGCACACUCUCAAUCGCAUGACGCAGAACAAGAAGCCAAAUGGAACGAGACCAUCAACGCAGGCCGGAGCCUGGGCGGUACCACCAGCGCCAUCUCUGACUCCUUCAGCAAAGUAUGGGAGAACGGCGUGUUGAACGUCAAAGACCUAGUCGUAGACGACGAUGACAUCAAAACCAUGCUGAGCACCAUCGUUUUAUUCCGGCGGAUCUUCCCAUCUCGGAUUAUGUGCUGCGAUGCCACUGAUAACGAGGUUUCGUUGAUAUUGUCUCCCCCACCUAGUCCGCCUGCGAGAGGACCGCAGAAGGAGGUGGUGAUGCAGUUGCGUCGGGCGUUGGGGUCGAGCGUGUUUGAGGAGCAGAGCGAGGAUCGGGAUGAGUUGGAGGAUUCGCGGGAUCGUGCGGUGGAUAUGCUUGUUGAGUAUGAGAGACGGGGGAGGAGUCGUGUUUGAUGUAUUUGUGUUUUGAGAUUCGUGAUAGAUGGAGAUCUUACAAUAUAUUAGUAUUUACCCGCUUGUUGUCGGUUGAACUUGUAUCAGAGACAUUGAAUUUUAGUAACGUUGCAUCCA